AGGGCCAGUCCGCCCGGUGGCUCGCGCUAGGCUCCGCGGUCCCGCUCGCCUGCCCAGCCGCCGCCUUCCCCUGCUCCCUCCCCGCUCUCGGCGCCUCCGUUCCCUUCGCCCCUCUCGCCCGCCCCUCCCCGACCCUGCCACCCCGAUUCCCGGAGGGAACUACACUUUGGCCGAGUUGAAUGAAUGAAGAGAGACACGGAGAACUCCUAAGUGAGGAGGAGAUCUGCCAGGCUGGGCUCUCCACUGCUUUUCUAAAAAUCUUGGAAACUUUGUCCUUCAUUGAAUUACGACACUGUCCACCUUUAAUUUUCUCGAAAACGCCUGUAACUCAGCUGAAGCCAUGCCUUGUGUUCAGGCGCAGUAUGGGUCCUCGCCUCAAGGAGCCAGCCCCGCUUCUCAGAGCUACAGUUACCACUCUUCGGGAGAAUACAGCUCCGAUUUCUUAACUCCAGAGUUUGUCAAGUUUAGCAUGGACCUCACCAACACUGAAAUCACUGCCACCACUUCUCUCCCCAGCUUCAGUACCUUUAUGGACAACUACAGCACAGGCUACGACGUCAAGCCACCUUGCUUGUACCAAAUGCCCCUGUCCGGACAGCAGUCCUCCAUUAAGGUAGAAGACAUUCAGAUGCACAACUACCAGCAACACAGCCAUCUGCCCCCCCAGUCCGAGGAGAUGAUGCCGCACUCCGGGUCGGUUUACUACAAGCCCUCCUCUCCCCCGACGCCCACCACCCCAGGCUUCCAGGUGCAGCACAGCCCCAUGUGGGACGACCCAGGAUCCCUCCACAAUUUCCACCAGAACUACGUGGCCACCACGCACAUGAUUGAGCAGAGGAAAACGCCGGUCUCCCGCCUCUCUCUCUUCUCCUUUAAGCAGUCGCCCCCCGGCACCCCCGUGUCUAGCUGCCAGAUGCGCUUCGACGGGCCCCUGCACGUCCCCAUGAACCCGGAGCCGGCGAGCAGCCACCACGUGGUGGACGGGCAGACCUUCGCUGUGCCCAACCCCAUCCGAAAGCCCGCGUCCAUGGGCUUCCCCGGCCUGCAGAUCGGCCACGCGUCGCAGCUGCUCGACACGCAGGUGCCCUCGCCGCCGUCGCGGGGCUCCCCUUCCAACGAGGGGCUGUGCGCCGUGUGCGGCGACAACGCGGCCUGCCAGCACUACGGCGUGCGCACCUGUGAGGGCUGCAAAGGGUUCUUUAAGCGCACGGUGCAAAAAAACGCGAAAUACGUGUGUUUAGCAAAUAAAAACUGCCCAGUGGACAAGCGGCGCCGGAAUCGCUGUCAGUACUGCAGAUUUCAGAAGUGCCUGGCUGUUGGGAUGGUGAAAGAAGUGGUUCGCACAGACAGUUUAAAAGGCCGGAGAGGUCGUUUACCUUCGAAACCGAAGAGCCCACAGGAGCCCUCUCCCCCCUCUCCCCCGGUGAGUCUGAUCAGUGCCCUCGUCAGGGCCCAUGUCGACUCCAACCCGGCUAUGACCAGCCUGGACUAUUCCAGGUUCCAGGCGAACCCUGACUAUCAGAUGAGUGGAGAUGACACCCAGCAUAUCCAGCAAUUCUAUGAUCUCCUGACUGGCUCCAUGGAAAUCAUCAGGGGCUGGGCGGAGAAGAUCCCGGGCUUCGCUGAUCUGCCCAAAGCCGACCAGGACCUGCUUUUCGAAUCGGCUUUCUUAGAACUAUUUGUGCUGAGAUUAGCAUACAGGUCGAACCCAGUGGAGGGUAAACUCAUCUUUUGCAAUGGGGUGGUCUUGCACAGGUUGCAAUGCGUUCGUGGCUUUGGGGAAUGGAUUGAUUCCAUUGUUGAAUUCUCCUCCAACUUGCAGAAUAUGAACAUCGACAUUUCUGCCUUCUCCUGCAUUGCUGCCCUGGCUAUGGUCACAGAGAGACACGGUCUCAAGGAGCCCAAGAGAGUGGAGGAGCUGCAAAACAAGAUUGUAAAUUGUCUCAAAGACCAUGUGACUUUCAAUAAUGGGGGCUUGAACCGCCCCAACUAUUUGUCCAAACUGUUGGGGAAGCUUCCAGAACUCCGUACGCUUUGCACGCAGGGGCUACAGCGCAUUUUCUACCUGAAACUGGAAGAUUUGGUACCACCACCAGCAAUAAUUGACAAACUUUUCCUGGACACUUUACCUUUCUAAGACCUCCUUCCAUGCACUUCAAAGAAACUGGAAAGAAACCUAAAACUGUCCAGAGGGGGCAAGUCACAAGGGCAGAGAUCCCCCUGAGCUGCCUCAGCUCUAACCGGCCCCCACCCCUUCCAUACACCUUGGCCCUUGAUCUCUAAAGAAAACAAACAAACAAACAACAACAAAAGCAAAAACUGUUACUAUUUCCUAACCUGCAGGCAGAACCUGAAAGGGCAUUUUGGCUCCGGGGCAUCCUGGAUUUAGAACACGGACUACACACAAUACAGUGGUAUAAACUUUUUAUUAUCAGUUUAAAAAUCAUUUUAUUGUUCAGAAGGAAGCUUCUUAAUGUAUGAUGGAAAACAUUUGGCCAUGUUUGGUUGUUGCAGUUAAGACAAAUGUAAUACACAUAGACACAUACACACACACCCACAUUGUAAGGGGACCCACAAGUAUUGCCCUUUAAAAGACUUCAAAGUUUUCUGCUGUAAAGAAAGCUGUAAUAUAUAGUAAAACUAAAUGUUGCGUGGGUGGCAUGAGUUGAAGAAGGCAAAGGCUUGUAAAUUUACCCAAUGCAGUUUGGCUUUUUAAAUUAUUUUGUGCCUAUUUAUGAAUAAAUAUUACAAAUUCUAAAAGAUAAGUGUGUUUGCAAAAAAAAAGAAAAAAGAAAUAACCACAAAAAAGGGACAAGCAUGUUGAUUCUAGGUUGAAAAUGUUAUAGGCACUUGCUACUUCAGUAAUGUCUAUAUUAUAUAAAUAGUAUUUCAGACACUAUGUAGUCUGUUAGAUUUUAUAAAGAUUGGUAGUUAUCUGAGCUUAAACAUUUUCUCAAUUGUAAAAUAGGUGGGCACAAGUAUUACACAUCAGAAAAUCCUGACAAAAGGGACACAUAGUGUUUGUAACACCAUCCAACAUUCCUUGUUUGUAAGUGUUGUAUGUACCGUUGAUGUUGAUAAAAGAAAGUUUAUAUCUUGAUUAUUUUGUUGUCUAAAGCUAAACAGAACUUGCAUGCAGCAGCUUUUGACCGUUUCCAGAGUGCUUAUAAUAUACAUAACUCCCUGGAAAUUACUGAGCACUUUGAAUUUUUUUGUUUUUUGUUUUAAUGUCUAAGAUUGUCAGUUAAUAUAUUAUUUUAUGUUUGAGUAAGAAUUUUAAUAUUGCCAUAUUCUGUAGUAUUUUUCUUUGUAUAUUUCCAGUAUGGCACACGAUAUGAGUCACUGCCUUUUUUUCUAUGGUGUAUGACAGUUAGA
Molecule: messenger RNA, 3375 nt
Organism: Physeter macrocephalus (sperm whale)
Lineage: Eukaryota; Metazoa; Chordata; Mammalia; Artiodactyla; Physeteridae
Gene: NR4A2
Product: nuclear receptor subfamily 4 group A member 2
Exons: 8
Coding region: 341-2137 (598 amino acids)
Biological process (GO): regulation of transcription by RNA polymerase II; central nervous system neuron differentiation; dopaminergic neuron differentiation
Cellular component (GO): nucleus; transcription regulator complex
Molecular function (GO): nuclear glucocorticoid receptor binding; RNA polymerase II cis-regulatory region sequence-specific DNA binding; nuclear receptor activity
Source: RefSeq, a predicted model, not a curated record